Molecule: messenger RNA, 1116 nt
Organism: Cuscuta epithymum
Lineage: Eukaryota; Viridiplantae; Streptophyta; Magnoliopsida; Solanales; Convolvulaceae
Source: the annotation of a GenBank genome assembly
GAAUUAUAAAUGUGUGGAAAUAGAAUGAAGCCCUACUGCUAUCUCCCAUCCUUUCUAUUUUAGGUGCUGCAGCAAUAGCUUGGCAGAGAUGGUUUAUCUUGCGCUCAUUUUAUCUUUACUCUUCACGGCCUCUGCUCUUAGAGAAGAUACUCUUAAAGGUUUUCAACCAAAGUGGGAAACCUCUGGUCCUGUGGAGUACAUCUCGGGCGGGAAGUACUUUCUAGCUUUGAACGGCGUCCAUGCUAUUAGGCUUGGGCAUGAGGCAUCGAUUUCUCAGAAAAUCCAUGUGAAGAAAGGAACUAUGUAUGCACUUACAUUUGCAGCGUCAAGAAGCUGUGUGCAAGAAGAGGUGCUGAGGGUGUCCGUGCCACCUGCAUUAGGGGACAUUCAUAUGAAGAGUCUGUAUAGUACCAAUGGCAGUGAUGUUUAUGCUUGGGCCUUCAGAGCAACUUCUGACUUUGCCAAGGUGACCUUACACAAUCCUGGAAUGCAAGAAGAUCCUGCUUGUGGACCGCUUAUCAAUACUGUUGCUAUCAAGGAACUUUUGCCUCCCCUGCUCACUACAAAUAACUUGGUCAAAAACAGUGGUUUUGAGGAGGGCCCUCACCAUAACUUAAUAUAUGCUUCAGAUGGGAUCAUACUACCUCCCAAGCAAGAAGAUUUGGAAUCCCCACUUCCAGGAUGGAUCAUUGAAUCGCUAAAAGCGGUCAAGUAUAUUGAUAGAGCUCACUUCCAUGUCCCCUCAGGUCAGGCAGCCAUAGAAUUGGUAGCAGGGAGAGAGAGUGCUAUCGCGCAAAUCAUCCCAACAGUCCCAAAGUUCCAUUUACAUCUGCAGGAAAGGGAAACUUCAAGACCGUAAGCUUUCAGUUUAUAGCAUUUGGCAUCAGGACAAGGUUAACAUUCUUCAGCUCCUUCUACCAUACUCGGGUGGAUAAAUCUGGAGGUCUCUGUGGUCCAGUUAUUGAUGAAGUCCAAGUCCCCCCUGUUGCAUAGAUCUAAAUAUAUCAUCAUCAAAACUACAAUACUAGUUUGUGAUGGUUAUAAGAAUGUUUGAACUUGAAAACUUUUCAUUUACACAUCGCUUUGAGGACUGAAUACUAUGAAGUACAGGUUGCA